Penicillium odoratum is the source of this 1119-nucleotide messenger RNA. RefSeq names its product Spg1/Tem1 GTP-binding protein. NCBI's taxonomy places the organism in Eukaryota, Fungi, Ascomycota, Eurotiomycetes, Eurotiales, Aspergillaceae. The transcript is spliced from 3 exons. The annotation marks the transcript as partial. The record is from RefSeq and is a predicted model, not a curated record. Gene Ontology annotation, biological process: regulation of exit from mitosis. Gene Ontology annotation, cellular component: spindle pole body. Gene Ontology annotation, molecular function: GTPase activity; GTP binding.
UUAGCCAACGCAAGGAAGACCCUCUUUCCUGACAUACUCUCUCCGAGCGCCAGAAUGGAUCCGCUGCAGCAACCUGUCUCAGAGGUUCAUGCUGUUGCGGAGCCGCAGCAGAUUGUCGAACCCCAAGAGUCAGAGGCCCCCCAGUCGAUGCCAGUUCCGUCCGAACAGGAACAGCCGCUUGAACAAGCACUGGAGCAGCCUACUCCCGUCAGCGUCAAUCUUCAAGAGCCCCCUGUAGACCCGGUCGCUGCGCCGAUCGAACACGCUGCUGGUCACGUCCGGGUCGAUCAUGGUUACGCUAGCGACUCCAAAGCCCACUAUCACGCUCGUUCAAAUGAUUUCCACCAUUCCGCUCCUGAAUACCAUCCUCAAGAUGUUGAUCCGGCUUCUCAUCUCAAUUCAUCACCGUCCAUGACCCACCAGCCCCAGCUUAAUGUCGCACCGCGUCCCGGCUCCGGUUUUUCGAGUGGUCCGGAGCGACACAGCGUGCCACAGCCGUCAGAAGUUGCCCAAAGAGGGCAGUCGUCACAGGCGGCGAAGAAUAGCGUUGUCAUCAAGGUUGGAAUGGUCGGAGAUGCUCAGAUCGGAAAGACUAGUCUAAUGGUCAAGUACGUCGAGGGCAGCUGGGAUGAGGACUACAUUCAGACAUUAGGUGUCAAUUUCAUGGAGAAGACCAUUUCAAUUCGCAACACUGAGAUCACAUUUUCCAUUUGGGAUCUUGGUGGCCAGCGUGAGUUCGUCAACAUGUUGCCGCUUGUCUGCAACGAUGCUGUGGCCAUUCUGUUCAUGUUUGAUCUCACCCGCAAGAGUACCCUCAACUCCAUUAAGGAAUGGUACCGCCAGGGCCGGGGAUUCAACAAGACAGCAAUCCCCUUCUUGGUUGGAACCAAAUAUGACCACUUUGUCAACUUCCCUAGGGAAGACCAAGAAGAGAUCUCUCUACAGGCAAAACGCUUUGCUAAGGCGAUGAAGGCAAGCCUGAUCUUCAGCAGCACCAGUCACAGUAUCAAUGUUCAAAAGAUCUUCAAGAUUGUUCUGGCCAAAGCAUUCGAUCUCAAAUGUACGAUCCCUGAGAUUGAGAACGUCGGCGAGCCGCUGCUGCUGUACAAAUCGGUCUGA